AUGUCGGUAUUGUCUCCGCCGGAUGUAAGGAAGCUUGUGGAAGCGCUCCUCAGCGAUUUGCGACAGCUUUCUACAGAAGCGAAAAAGAAACAUAAUCAUGUAAAAGAGGCAGCCGAAUCAGGCGUUGUUCGAGUACGAAACAUCAGUACAGCAUCAGGCGAAGCAACGCUUCUCACUAAUUUGCGGGCAGCCAGCAAUGAAUUGCUUCAUCCCCUCAUUCUUGCGUGUGCUACCCGUCAAACCCGCCUUGUUCAAAUCGCUUUGCAAAGUAUACAACGGCUAGUUCAACAUCGAAUUCUAGAAAGUUGUGCAAAUGUUGUGGUAAGCGAAUUAUGGGGUCUAGUAGAGGUCGAGUGCGAAGAACUUCGAGUUCUGCAAACCGUUCCUCCGCUGGUAUCAGCUGAUCUACUAGUUACUGGAAAUACUCUUGCAAAGUGCAUUGUUAUGUGUUUUCGUAUGCAUUUCGCUAAAGAUCCUGUAGUUAUAAAUGCGGCUUCAGCAGCUGUGCGACAGUUAGUGGGAUGUGUACUCGAGCGUGUUAUACAAGAGGAUGGCGUAUUUAGCACAGAGUUGACCGUAGUACCAUCUUCUGGAGGACGUCCAUCACCAAGAUCCGCACCUCCGACGUUACGGCCAUGCGCCGCUGACGCGUACUUGCUAUUCAAGGACCUUUGCUUGUUGAUUAACGCUAAGCCAAGUGUAUGGCUUGUAGGAAUUCAUGAAAUGACAAGAACUCUUGGACUAGAGCUCAUCGAAAAUAUUUUGAAAAGUUAUCCGGGAGUGUUUUUCAGGCAUCCCGAGUUCUGUGAUCUAUUAAAAUCCGAAGUAUGCCCACUUGUGAUCAAGUUAUUUUCCCCAAGUUUGAAAUCAGCGCACGUUUCAUCUCAACAUCCAUUAUCUCGUUCUUCUGCCGGCAUGGGCCCACCGGCAGAUCGACCGUAUUUCCCUAUUGCUAUGCGGCUUGUUCGAAUUAUUCUUUUUAUACUUCGAAUUCAGCCCACGGAGUGUGAGAUUUUUUUGUCGUCAUUAAUCAAAUUUGUGGACGUUGAUCGUAGGGGUUGGCAACGGGCGCUUUCAUUAGAAGCACUUCAUCGAGUUGUAGCGAGACCGGACAUCGUCAGGUGGUUGUGUGAAAAUUUUGAUGCGAGGUCGAAUUCUACCAAGGUUUUGGAACAUUUGUCGCAUAGUAUAUUCUGUGUUAUUCAGCAAAGUUUUGUGCCUUCUAAAAUGAGCUCCGAAGCUGAUAUAGACACCGACAUUCUUCAGCCGAGAGGAUCUUCUGGAUUUUAUUUCUGCAAUGUAUGGCAUCCGUUUGUGGAGCAUUUAUCGGCAAAGAAAUCCAUUUUAUUGGACAGCCUUGAACGACACGAGGCCGGAGUGCUGCCGGAAGGGUAUGUGGUGUCGCGAGCGCAUUGCGCUUUGGUUGAUUUUGUGCAAGCUGUGUACGCAGCAGUAGACGCGCUCAGCUUGCAAGACAAGAAUAAUAAUGAGCAUGUUGCCGAUUCAAUAUUCACCAGUUGCCAACCGAAUUUACUGACUGCCCUGAGCCUCUUGUUAUCAGCGAGCGCUGACGAAACGGUGACGGAUCAGCUUCUGUGUGCCUUGUCGACUCUUAUGUCAGUUGGAUGCAAGUUGAAAGCAAUUUCUGCCAGUUUGAAUUGUUUGUAUGUUCUCUGCUGUGCUUGCUUACCUUCAGUAACUUAUUUGCGUUUGUAUGCCGGAGCGGAAAUACCAUCGAGUGAUGAAAAACUGGAAGAGUUGGUAUUCGAUUCAUCAUCAGCUCUGCACGAAGUUGUUGUCUCUGGUACUCCCUGCCCAUCAUCUGUCGUAGUUCCAGACAAAUGGAACGAUCAAGUGAUGUUGACGUCGCGUAACUUACAAGCAGCAUCUAUACUUCUCAGUUCUAUCUGUGCCCACGCUACGUAUUUGGACGAGCUCUGGCAUUUGAGUCUGUUGACGUGUCAACAUAUUGCUUGGCUGCUCGGCAUCCGGCCAUCCUCAACGGGUAUUUUUGCACGGGAAAAGGCAGAAUUCCACCGGGUGAUAAUCACUAGAAUGUUUCAGGCUGCUCUCCUGGAUAAGGUAGCCUGUUCCUCUGUGUCACUGUCAGAUGCUUCCUUUUUGAAGGCCAUAGAGGCUAUGAUGAGGAUAUCAGAUGAAAAUGUGGCAGUAGCAGCCACUGGCAGGGAGUGUUCGCUUUUUCCCUUGGCAAUGCUGCUUCGAUUUGCGUCUUUGAACCUACAUCGUCAGCAGGUCUUCUGGGAUCGGGUCACAGCCCAUUUUAUAAAGGUCUGCGGCCAUGUAAGUCCAUCGUUACGAGAAUGGGCAGCAGUCGCUCUGUCGAGUAUCAUUAAACAAGCAUUUAAAGCAAAAACCGACUUAUCAGAGUCUAUCACGCUCAAAACGCUACGCUCGAUGUGCUCGAUUCAUCAGGCGGACGUACAAAGACGUCAGCUUGAUUGCUUGAUGGCCCUACUUCAAACAGACGGCGCUCAGCUCGUGCCCGAAAUGUGGCAUCAUGUUAUUUUUAUAGUUGCUGCGGUCGUCGACGAGGAAAACUGCUGUGACGAAGCGUUGGUGCGGCAGGGCUACCUUGGCCUGAGACUAGUCGCGGCAGAUUUCCUCCAAUCACUUCCAUUUGAGUGUAUCUCUGUGCUUGUGGAAGCAGUUGCUCGAUAUGGGAAACAAACGGCUGACCACAAUAUUUCUUUGUCGGCUCUUACACAGCUGUGGACAAUCUCCGAUUUUGUUUUUCGCAAAAGCGAGGUCGUGGGUGCCGAUGCAUCCGAGAAGGUUUGGCUGGUACUGUACACGUGCCUGUCUGAGCUGUGCGUGGACGUUCGGCCAUCUGUCCGCAAAAGUGCUUGUCAAACUCUUCUUCAAACGGUUGCCUCUCAUGGUCACGCAUUGCGGAUCAGCACUUGGAAUCAUAUGAUAUGGCAGAUUAUCAUGCCGUUGUUGGAUCGAGUACGUGUGCAGACAAGGAGUGCAUCGACAGAGCGUGCAAGUGGAGCACUUCUGAUGCAUCACUCUCGAGACACUCAACAGAAACAGUGGACCGAGACUUGCAUACACACUCUAUCGGCUGCAGCGAAAAUAUUUGUUGCUCAACGGAAAGCUCUGUUAGCUCUUGAAGACUUUGGAUCAGCGUGGGAAGCACUUUUGUCGUACCUUGAAUGGGCCUCUUGCUACCAUAAUGCCGAGCUUUCAUUAUCUGCUCUCAAAAGCUUUCAGGAGGUCCUUCUGGGAAAGAUAUCAUCUCAAACAUUGGAUAUCAAUUACAAAGAGCGUGCAAGCAGCUCUACAGAGGACGUGACGCCAUAUCUUCCUCUGCCCCAAUGGAUUGAAUCAUGGAACGCUUGGCAACGAAUAUCGCGUGGUUUAGCUCGGAUGGGUACGAGCGCAACAACCACAGAAAGUAAGUAUACUAUAAAAUCGUCCUAUGUCCCCGGUCCUUCUCAUCUCACAACUCUUCUUCAUAUCUUUCCACCACUUUUCGAACAUGUGGCUCGUCAUAUAUCUGUAGAUGAGCUUAAAGCUGAACAACUGCCGUCGGUACUUGAGAGCUUGGUCAACGUUCCUGUGCCAACGGAACAGGUGCCUUUUGUGGUGCAUUCAUCACAGUCGCAUAUGUCCCCCACACAGGAAGCGGUACUCGAAGCCAUUCGUUCUAUUUAUAACGAGUGCACAUCACAGGGAAGUGCUCUACGUGAUGCAUUGGCUGAUCAAAUUAGGCAACUCCUCAGGUUUGGUGCCAUGUCGGUGAAGAGUCCCCGUGAAUGGGCGUUGCAAUGGGUGAUCCCGUUUGCGGAGACCUCGCUGCGGAUGGCAGUAGAGUUCUUCACGGCUACGGUUGCGUAUCCGGAAAUCAUCCGCUCUCUUGUCGUCGUAGACAUUGUCAAGUUCUUGGGAGAGCCUUUAUACAUGAAGUAUUCAUGUCUGUCUCCAACAACUUGGAAGCUAGCAGCUUCGUCGCUGAUGACUGUGCUGCGGAUAGCGGUGCCACUUGGACGGCAACAAGUUGAACAUUUUGCACCGCUUUGGCCAGCAAUUUGUGACACCCUCGAGAAAUUCCUUUUUACUCCAAAUCUACAUUAUAACUGUAUUGCUUUAUUUCUAUCGGCUGAUGAACGUAAAAGAGACGAGUUGGCCGAAUGUCAGGUUGUGGAGUUGGUACGAUCGGAAUUGUUGCUGCAUUCUGCCUGCUUACCACCAGCGACAGUUCAACGACUUAUUGCCAUACUGAAUCGAGGUUCAAUCAGUCAACUGGAUCCCACAGACGUUUUGGCUUCAGACUCGCAUGCGCAGCGAGUUGAGCUGGCUCGUACUUGCUUCGACGCCCUACUUUCAACAUCGAACGAAGGCAAUGGGCGACUUGGAAAUGUGGCCAUUGCAAGUUUACUUCAGAGAUGCUCUCAGGUUAUGAACGACUUUGUACGAGACUGGAAUGGAAUAGGUGAUUUGCGAUUGCCACGCGGUCGAAUAGCCGAAAUCACAUCUGCAUUGCAAGCUGUGGACUCCCUAAUUGGACGUCUAGCCAGGGAACCGUCUCAAUCGGAACUGUACGCUCAACUGGUCUCACUGUACCCAAGCGUGGUCGAUGUUGUGGGUUGCACGCGGUCAGAUCCUCUACUGGAAACUCAACUCAUCGCUACUUUGAAAUCCUAUCAAACUCUGCUGCUGUUACAGGCGGUCCCGAAGCGCUUAAAUAAGGAAAGCUAG
This is a messenger RNA of Haemonchus placei, 4722 nucleotides long. The record is from the annotation of a GenBank genome assembly. Lineage: Eukaryota; Metazoa; Nematoda; Chromadorea; Rhabditida; Trichostrongylidae.